Molecule: messenger RNA, 298 nt
Organism: Linum tenue
Lineage: Eukaryota; Viridiplantae; Streptophyta; Magnoliopsida; Malpighiales; Linaceae
Source: the annotation of a GenBank genome assembly
GUUCUUGAUAGAGGCGACGAGACCAUUCGAGGUGCAAUCGGCCUACUCCGGAGCCAUCUUCAUCCUGAAAAUGAUGGCAUUGAUGAACCGCAUGGGGGACAGCCCCGCCCCGGUCGCCCAAGGACGUCCACCACUCGAAACCUGUCUCACUUCGAGCAUGUGGAGAGGAGACGAGGGAGGAGAAGUUCAAGACUUCCGACUGCAACUCCGGACAAUGAUGGAAAUACAGGUGGUGCCCCGAAUGUGAAUGCACAAACCAACUUCGAGGAUGAGACGGAGCCGAUCCAUAAUGAUACAG